This is a messenger RNA of Polychytrium aggregatum, 1914 nucleotides long. RefSeq lists its product as uncharacterized. The record is from RefSeq and is a predicted model, not a curated record. NCBI's taxonomy places the organism in Eukaryota, Fungi, Chytridiomycota, Chytridiomycetes, Polychytriales. The transcript has 12 exons. The coding region runs from base 109 to 1842 and encodes 577 amino acids.
GCUUGAAGCCCAAGCGCGAUGGCUAUUCCAUCUUUGCUGCCCAUGGCAUGUGGUUGACUGAUCGAAUUGCUGGCGUUGGGCAAUGGCAGGUUGCAUCAAAGAGAGCAUAUGACAGCCAUGACUUUCUACCGGCUCAGACAGAUGCAGUUCUAUCACGACUCCAACAACCCCGAGCUCUAUGACUAUGUGCGCUCGCUCUAUCGGACGGAAAUGAUAUCGUUCAAACAGGCAUCUGAUCAACUCUUUGCCUAUCGCGACUCGAGCUCAGACUAUUAUUACACAACCCCUCUGGUACUUGUAAAUGUGUCGUACUAUCCGUACACAAGCAACAAAGUGCUCCAGAACUUUACUCUCUACCAGGUGACAAACACCUUUGCCGAAGCGGGGCUCCAAAUCUCCAAUAUUGAGUUUGCGGCAUUCCAGAAUAUCAGUACAAACAACGAUGCGCGCUUUAUCCUCGACAACAUGUUCCAGAUACAGCACCAGGCUUACGACUUUUCGAUGAACACUCUCUAUUUUGGGCAUCAGGCGGGCGUCUCUACACAGGCGACAAACCUGGUGUACAUAUUGACCGGAAUUAGCGUCGUCAUCGUCGCGCUCUUCAUGUAUCUGAUCGAUCUCAAGGUGCGUGGAUUCAAGCGAAAGCAGAGCCAGUCCCUGGAUGUCUUUCAGGCGAUCCCUGAGCGCGACAUUCGCGAGACCCUGGAGACCAUACAUGAGUACACCGAAAUCUGCCUCAUGACGAUCCUGACAAGCGACUCGCUCAAGCGUCAGACGACAAAGUACCUCGAGAACGUUCCCAAGGGCAAGUUUAUCUCCACCUCGAGCACCUUUGGUAUUCAGUAUGGUAUAUAUGCCGUGUCUCUCACGGCCAUCAUGGGCAUCUUUGCCUAUCUCAACGUGCUGGGCGUUUACAACAUUGGGAUGGGAUUCGCAGUGCUUGACCAGAAUUCGGACAUGAUCACCUACUCGAUAAGAAGCUACCUCAUCCAAAACGAGCUUGUCAACAUCGAUCUCAAAACAUGGGAGCGGGUGGAUCUUCUGAGGAGUGAUAUCGUGUUUGAGACAAACUGGUAUUUCGGCGUGUACCAAACCGUUCUCUAUGGCGACAAUACCCGCUACCCACCAUCACCCUCAUCAAACAAUGUCUGGCCAGAUAUGCAGACUUACUUCAACAGUCCGGCGUGCCUCCUGCAGAACGUAUCACAGUGUUCUCUUCCAAACCCGCCGUUUCCCAAUCCAGGCUGGAACACGAGCAUCGAGUUUACCAUCGACACCGUCAACUCAGGCAUUCUCUACGCCUCGGCUGCCUUUAUGAACGUUGUGCUCGAGAUCGCCAACCUCCCUACGACGCAGACUCUGAUGCCGAAUCCCAGCAAACUUCUCAUGUUGAAAUCCAUUCUGGAUCCGUAUUUGAUGCAAGGAUGGCAGAUAGCAGGGGAUAUGGCAUACAACCUGACAAACGACAGUGUCGAUGCUCUGACCCAGCAGGAUAUCGCUAUCUUUGUCAUCGAGAUCCUCGUCUUGAUCCUUGGUCAGUUUUUGAUUGUGGCCAGGAUGAUGAACGGAUUCAAGUUCAUGGACAACUGCAUCUUCAGUUUGACAUCAUGGAUCCCGGACCGCAUUCGGCAGAUUCCCGAGGUCGAGGCCAUCCUGGAUCGUAUUUUGAUGCGCGAGACCGAAAAUGCAAAUGCACCCAACGCCAAUAUGUUCCAAAAGAUGAUAUUUUGGAGAAACAACCCACCACAGCCCGAUAUUGAGCGGUCUCAAAGAUCUAUGAGAGUGAUACCCAAAAAGUCACGAUUCCCGAACAUCUCUCUCUACAGCAUGCCUGCCAAGUAGUCUCAGGCGCACCUCGAAUUACCAUGCCGCCUAUGUUUGCGGGGCAAACAAUACAUCACUAUUGGAACGAUA